AUGAAAGAAGAUGUAAGUUGUAGCUGGGUUAAAGAGUAGUAUGAAACAUCCAGACAUGGAAGAGGAUAUUAGAAAGAAGGGUAUGCUUUAUUUGCAGCAACAAAGAUUUGGAAAGAAGUGGAAAAAAGUAUGGUCUAUUCUGUACCGAGAAAGCACCUGUUCGAUCUCACGGCUAGAGUUUUUCGAGUGUAAAGAUGGCACGACCGGCACACUGGAGAAGUCCAAAAGCAAGCAGGAGAACAAAAAGAUUAUAAAAAUGAGCGACUGCAUUCGUGUGACGGAGGCUGCAGAUGUGGACGGUUGCCCAAAGGAGUGCAAGGCCUUCUUGGUGGAAACCACUGAGAAGACAUUUGUGUUUGCUGUAGAAAUGGUUGAAGUCGAUGACUGGAUGCAGAAACUGUGUGAAAUUGCAUUUCCUAUGAACUGGAGUGAAAGAGGGGCAACUAGAAGGCGCAGUUCAGUCCCCGAUUGUGACGAUGUCUCGAUGACGGAUAACUCGCUCUACAGUGGGAAAGAUGCGGCAUUAAAGGACUUCAAGGUGGUGGUUAGACGUACAGAUGCUGCAGAAAGGUGUGGGUUGAAAGGACAAUACUUGCUACGUACCGACUUUGACAGCCUGCUCCUGAAAGAGCCAAAGUCAGGAGAAGUGUAUUUCACCUGGCCAUAUCGGUACCUUCGGAGAUUUGGACGAGACAAGACAACAUUCUCUUUCGAGGCUGGAAGAAGGUGCGACUCUGGCGAGGGCAACUUUGAGUUUGACACCAAGCAAGGCAAUGCCAUUUUCCAGUAUGUAGAAGCUGCCAUUAACUUACAGAGAGUAAAUUUUUCCCAGCAACAGGCUUCGAGCGGUGCUCGAGAUCGAGAACCUUUACCUACACCGCAGCCGCCCAAAAUCAAUCCACCAACAGAGGACAGUUCCGGUACUGUUUACAGCAUGCUGAGUGAAACUGCUUUAAAGGACAAACCCAAACCAUCAUCGCCUCACCGUGCCAGACUGGAAAUGCCUACAGAUAAACACCUGACUGGGGUUAAGAGUUUAAACAUUGACACACGACCCAUGCCAAGAAAGAACCAGGUCAAGAACUUCCGAAGCUGUCCCUUAGCCAACACAGAAGAAGAGGCCUAUUCCCGGGUCACAGCACCACUCCCAGAUAAAGACAGUCCAGAUAGAGUUGAUAAAGAAAAUCAACACCAAACUCUUCGACCAUGUUCCAGUUCCCCUGACACGGAGUAUUCACUCCCAUUCGACAACAUUGCCAAAAAUGUCAUGAUGGACAUCUUGACAUCAUCACAUUUGGCACCACCAAUGGUAGUGGAACCAUGUUUGAGUAAUGAAAAUAGAGACAGUAAUGAAAAAAGUGUGGAGCCACUUUAUGAUAGCAUCGAUGAAUCUGCCAUCAGACCUUUCCCACAAAAACCAAAAAGACACUUAAAUCAAUACCCAGUGGAACACAUAUAUGAUGAACCUGAAGGCUGCGCCACAAAAACCCGCGCUCCAUCUGCACUCUAUGAUGACCCUGAGGAAGUCAGAGGUAAUGCUUGGAAGACACUUGGUGAUUUAAAUGAUCCGAGUGGACACGAGUUCCCGUAUAAUGCACAUGUAGAUGACUACGCUGUCCCCAAACCUCCUAGGAGAGCCAUAAUUCCAGAGCAGGUAAGAGAGAGAGCAGAGAAAAGCAGGAUGCCAGGAACACAGAAUAUGUCUCAAGAUGAUGAGGACUCUUCACCAUAUGAUAACGUGAUGUUGAAAAUGAAAACUAGUUCUUUAAAUGAAUAACCUGAACUUUUUUUUUUAUAUGAUCCAUGUGUGAAAAAAUAAACAAAAGCCAUCACAAUAUUUUACUCCAGUUUGUUAAUAUGAAACGACACUGAACCUAAAAACAUGUCAGAAAACACAACAAAGGAAUGAAUCAUGACAUGAUGGUGUGAUGAGGCUUGAUGUUAAGUGAAGUUAUAGGUACAACCACACAGUUGAUUAUUUUACUAUAGUGGCAUGUAUGACAAAUAUUUUAUUCCUAUUACAUAACAGCAAUCUGCCAGGAAUUAGAAUUGUUUUUUCAUUAAAGAAUUACACAUUUUUAUCCAUUCAUAAUUACAUUUAAUGUCCAAAAACAAGAUUGUUGUUAUACCAAGUUAACGAGAAACCACAAAAAAAUUACAGGUUUACCUCUAAGGCCUUGUUCACACGGGCGCUAAGUUUUGGGAUAAACGAACGCGCUCUGAACGUCCUAGACGUUUAUGUUGCGUUUUGUAGUGGCGAUCGAUUGACUUCUACACCGGCGUUCGUUUGUCUCUGUCUAACGUCAAAUUGUAGUUUGUGUGUUAACCUGUGGGAGCAGUGUGGGGAACUGGAUAUGAAAGCCCGUGCCACCGGGUUCACUCUCUCCUUCCCUAAAUUUAAAUUUCACCAGUGUUUUAAUCAGUUCGGUGUACAAGUCCCAAUAAAUGAGUUGUUACUCUAGAAAUGAGUGCAUUAAUACAGUAAAAACAUGUGAAUUGGAGGUGCACUACUGUCAGAGCCGCAUAUUCUGCAGCAAUGUGAAAGAAAACAAGCAAUGGUUUUACCCGAAGGGCUUCUGUAUAUAAUGCUGUGAAAUAAAUAAUGUGUACAGCCUGCAAGGAUUUUUCAAACACCUGAGAUGCGUUUGUUUCUUCUUUAAAUAUGAUAUUCUCAGAUAAUUGAACUCUGGUGUUAUUGAUAAAAGGAUGUAGGGAUAGACUGUGUCUACAGUGUGAUGAUUUUUUUCUAUUUGGUAUUAAGCUAUAUUGUGUAUGAGGUACUUUUUGCCAUAGUAGCUAAAGCACACUCUCAAUUCUUUAAUCGUGAUUAAUGUCUAGUGGAAAUUUCAGCUUGGUAUUUGGAAACCACAGUGACCUUUUGCAGCCAAUUCACCGUAGCUAUAAAUUGGAUCAUAAUUCAAUUCGUACUUAAGUCAGGGCUCUAUUAGCCACAUCUCUGUCCUGAUUUCUGUUAUUGUGUUGGGAGCUCACAGGCAAUUAAAGUUUCCACUUUUCUCACAGAAUGACUGAUUAACACAUUGCUUACUUCCUAACGAAGCAAAUGAGAGUUUCACAUAGUGAGGUGUUGUAACAUUUAUGGUACAUGUGGACUCCGGGGCCGAUUACUUUAUUUCCAGGGACAUGUGAAUAAUAGACAUUAGAGCAGUCACUAGAUAAGCAAAUGCAUCACCUUUAUUUGUGAUAUCUGCUGCAGAAUUUAUGCAGCCUGAAUAGUUAGUAGGGCUAAAAGAUAUGACAAUAUACACCGAUCAACCAUAACAUUAACUAUCAAUUAUAUAUCAGUAAACUGGUGACAAGGCUCAUUUAUGUCUGUGGGGCGCGAAGGUCAGCCUGUCUGUUCCAAACCCACAGAAAAGCCGAUGUAGCAAAAAUUAAGAAAAUAGUUAAUGCUGUCCGUUACAGAAACGUAUUAAAACACUCAGUGCAUCACAGCUCGCUGUGUAUGGGUCUAAAGAGGUCAUGGUUGUUGACGUGGCUUCCAAAUUCGCCAGAUCUCAAUCUGAUCGCGCAUCCAUGGGACGUGCUGGACAAAGAAGUCCAAUCCAUGGAGGCCCCACUUUGGGAUUUAGAGCACUUAAAGGAUCUGCUGCUAACGUCCUGAUGCCAAACACCACAGCACAACUUCAGAUGUCUUGUAGUGUCAUGCCUCGAGGGGUCAGAGCUGUAUGGGUGGCACAAGGGGAAACGUAAAACCUAGGUGGUUUUAAUGUUUUGGCUGAUCGGUGUAAGUUUGAUAUUGGAAUAAACUAAUGAUAAACACUUAUUUAGUAUCGACGAUUUUCAGAAAAAAAGUAGAAAAUGGAAAGACAAUGUUAGAAAAACCCUUGGAUGAGCAAGUGUGUCCUAACCUUUGGCUGGUAAAUAAAAAUACAUUAUGUUACUCAUCGAACUGAUUUUUAUUUACAUUUAAAAGAUUUGACUUUUCGUGUCAUUGAAAUGCCUUUGAGAAUCCUGAUAUAACGUUCCUAUCAUACUGUAUCUCACAGCCCUGCUAACGUUAUUGAUUACAAGGAGCGCACUACCAAGAGUGAUUUCAAUUUAAAAUGAAUAAUGUAUUCACUAAUGUACAUCUAACCCUUUUUAAGUCCAGGUUUGUUAUUUAACUAUUUAUCUUUUAAAUUAUUAGGAAAGGAGUGAAGUUUGAGUCACGAGUUAUUAAACUAAGAGAAUCAGAAAAUAUCACAGAAAUAGUAUGAUAUCAUACAUUAAAUACAUUUGUGGUGUGAGAUAUUGGAGAAAGUUUGAAGUUUGACAGGUGUGUUUGUGUGUCUGUAUUCACAUAUUCCUGUUUGUUCGGUAGUAAUGGCAUAUGAUUAGUUAAAUAAAAUUCAAUUCUUUUUUAUAUAUUUUUAUUAUAAUUUUAAAUAAUCUACAUCAAGUGUAAAAUUGUAAUGUAAAUAUGAUCGCUCAUAAAACUGCAGAUUUCAGUUGUUGAUUCUGUUUAUAGUGUGUGUGAUUAAAUAGUUGAUAUGACAUUAAAGUGUAUAUCAGGCA
This is a messenger RNA of Clarias gariepinus (North African catfish), 4515 nucleotides long. RefSeq names its product docking protein 2 (gene dok2). The transcript is spliced from 6 exons. Gene Ontology annotation, cellular component: cytoplasm. Bases 41 to 1777 code for a protein of 578 amino acids. The record is from RefSeq and is a predicted model, not a curated record. Lineage: Eukaryota; Metazoa; Chordata; Actinopteri; Siluriformes; Clariidae. Gene Ontology annotation, biological process: positive regulation of MAPK cascade; cell surface receptor protein tyrosine kinase signaling pathway.